AUGGGGAAGAAGCGGAAUUCUAAGAAGGGCUCCAAAGGAGGUUCCCGCGGUACUCGACCAGCUAACUAUUCGUCGACUUUGGUUCGGGAGAAUGAAAACUACGAGAAAUAUUAUAAUUCGCUUCAGAUAGUUCCAGAAGAAGAGAAGCAAGCCUUCUGGGAUGCUUUACGGCGUGAUUUACCUAACAGCUUUCGCUUCACUGGGUCUAGAAGCCAUGCUCUUGCUUUACAGCAGCGAUUGAAAGACUUCUAUAUUCCAAAUAUAACUUCAAUUCGAUAUGAGGGCGAAUUAGUUGAGCCUCCGAAGCCAGUACCAUGGUACCCAGAACAGCUAGCUUGGUCGAUGACCACACCGAAGAGCGUUGUCCGUCGCUUCGCGCCCUUCUCAUCGUUCCAGAAAUUCCUCGUUUCAGAAACGGAGGUUGGCAAUAUUAGUCGGCAGGAAGUUGUGAGCAUGAUCCCGCCGCUCCUGCUGGACGUACGACCUGGCAUGGUGGUGCUGGAUAUGUGCGCUGCGCCAGGGAGCAAGUCCGCCCAGCUGAUGGAGAUGAUUCAUGCAGGCGAGGAAGAGCGGAUGGCAAAGAUUUCGCAAAAGCUGGAAACUACAGAUGAAACUACAAGACAAAACGGUGUGAAGGUCACUGAUCUCUUGGACGGGGAGCCUGAAGCAGCGGAAUUAGAGACGGCAGAAGACGAUGGGAGAUCCACUGGUCUACUCAUUGCGAAUGAUAGUGACUAUAAGCGAGCUCACUUGUUGAUCCAUCAAAUGAAGCGAUUAAACUCGCCGAACUUGCUUGUCACGAACCAUGAUGCUACUGUAUACCCUUCCAUAAAACUACCGGCGGUAUCUGCUGAUGGCCAGCCUGCAAAGAACAGAUAUCUCAAAUUUGAUAGAAUCCUAGCAGACGUACCUUGCUCGGGAGAUGGAACAACAAGGAAGAACUUCAAUCUAUGGAAUGAUUGGAACCCUGCGAAUGGAAUUGGACUAUUUGCCACUCAAGCACGCAUCUUAUUCCGGGCCUUACAGAUGCUUAAGGUUGGAGGCCGUGUGGUUUACUCUACCUGCAGCAUGAACCCCAUCGAGAACGAAGCUGUUAUUUCCCAUGUCAUCGAUAGAUGCGGUGGGUCUAGCAAAGUUGAGAUCGUUGACUGUGAAAACCAGCUUCCAGAACUAAAGAGACGGCCGGGUCUGACGACUUGGAAAAUCAUGGAUAAGACUGGACGCAUAUAUGAGAACUGGGCAGAGGCGGAGGAGGAAGUGCGAAAACUUAAUCCAGCGGCCAGCCGGCUUGUGGAGGGCAUGUUUCCACCUUUAGGAGAUGCCGACGUUGGUGACCUCACGCGGUGCAUGCGUGUAUACCCCCACAUGCAGGACACCGGCGGCUUUUUCAUUACUGUUCUUGAAAAGAAGCGGGAGAUCAAAAUGAAACCUGAUGCCACUAAAGCAGCUACUUCUACAUCUAUUGGAACUUCCCAAGCUGGCACUCCUGCAGCAGCUUCAGACUUAGCAGCUGCCGUGGAGAAAGAUGUUGAAGAUGAACCUUUGGUCUUUGCAAAUGGCUCUGCUGUAGAAGCGAAACAAGAUACAACAGAAACCACACUUAAGAGAGGUUCCGAUGGCUUAGAAGAACCUCAAGCUAAACGGACAAAAGUUACCGAGCCUGCUCAGGAGGAACCAGACAAAGUAUCAGACGUCAAAACGGUACAGACAGAGAAAACAGAGACACUCCCAGCUUCGACUGUGGUACCGCCCAAGCCAAAGCGAAAGCAACAAACCUCUUUCGAAGAGCCAUUCAAGUACCUCGAUCCUAACCGGGAAGACCUUGAUGAGAUCUUCAAAUACUUCAGACUCUCUCCGCAAUUCCCCCGUGAUCGAUAUAUGGUCCGCAACGCUGAGGGCCGGCCUGCAAAGACCAUAUAUUACACCACAGUGCUAGCAAGAGACAUUUUAACAGAGAAUGAAAGCUCGGGAAUGAAGUUUGUGCACUGUGGUGUUAAGAUGUUUGUUAAACAGGAUGUUCAGAAGCCUGAUGUCUGUCCCUGGAGAAUACAGAUGGAAGGGUUGCCGGUGAUAGAGUCUUGGGUGGGCAUGGACCGGGUGGUGAAGAUGUACACGAAACCCACACUCAGGAAGCUCUUGGUAGAAAUGUUUCCUAAGGUAAAUGAUGGAGGCUGGAAAGAGCUGGGCGAGAUUGGAGAGAGAGUCAGAGACAUGGAGAUGGGAUGCUACAUCCUGCGACUAGAGGCAAGUGAUAGAGAGGAUGGAUUCCGAGAACGCAUGGUAUUCCCACUGUGGCGAAGCGCCUUCUCGGUAAAUCUCAUGCUGCCGAAGGAGGAGCGCCGUGCCGUACUACUCCGUCUCUUCGAUGACGAUACACCGCUAGUCAACUCGACGCAGAAACAAGAGGCAGCCAAGGCCAAGGAAGAGAUUAACAUCGCCGAAUAUGAAUCAGAGCCAGAGGUCAAUGGCAAGGAUCAUGGUGAGGCAGAGGCUGAUGAGAUGGACGCUGACCCUGAGGCUGAAGUGGAAGCUCCAGUAGCUGUCCAGCAAGUAGUAUAA
Trichophyton rubrum CBS 118892 is the source of this 2559-nucleotide messenger RNA. RefSeq lists its product as uncharacterized. The coding region runs from base 1 to 2559 and encodes 852 amino acids. The record is from RefSeq and is a predicted model, not a curated record. Gene Ontology annotation, molecular function: tRNA (cytidine-N5)-methyltransferase activity; tRNA binding. The transcript is spliced from 4 exons. NCBI's taxonomy places the organism in Eukaryota, Fungi, Ascomycota, Eurotiomycetes, Onygenales, Arthrodermataceae. Gene Ontology annotation, biological process: tRNA methylation. Gene Ontology annotation, cellular component: nucleus; cytoplasm.